Lactuca virosa is the source of this 252-nucleotide messenger RNA. The record is from the annotation of a GenBank genome assembly. Lineage: Eukaryota; Viridiplantae; Streptophyta; Magnoliopsida; Asterales; Asteraceae.
AUGCUUGAACAAGAUUUCUACAUAGAUGUUGGCAUUGCAUCCAUAAUCCAGCCAAUACCUGACACAUCUAUUCUCCCAACAAGCUGGUUCCGUUUCCUACCGAAAACACAAAUUUUAGAGUUAGGAGAAACCCCACCAUACUGUCCAGAUUUCAUUGGGGUCAUCACCAAAAUCAAAGACUGUAUAAAAAAGGACGGAGAACCUUUUGUGUUGCUGGUCCUUGCUGAUCGAAAAAUGUACCAGAUGCCCUAA